Messenger RNA from Chelonus insularis, 1445 nucleotides. RefSeq names its product pentatricopeptide repeat-containing protein 2, mitochondrial-like. The coding region runs from base 141 to 1286 and encodes 381 amino acids. Gene Ontology annotation, biological process: regulation of mRNA processing; multicellular organism development; mitochondrion organization. NCBI's taxonomy places the organism in Eukaryota, Metazoa, Arthropoda, Insecta, Hymenoptera, Braconidae. Gene Ontology annotation, cellular component: mitochondrion. The record is from RefSeq and is a predicted model, not a curated record. Gene Ontology annotation, molecular function: RNA binding. The transcript has 5 exons.
UUUAUACAUACACAUAUGUAUCAAAGAGUCGGUUCGAAAUACAUAUACAUAUGUGUAUAUGUGUAGAAUCGGGUGUAGUGAUUGAAAUAAUUUUAUAAAAAGAUUAAUGGUUAAAGAUUAAUUAGUAGUGGCUAGCAGUCAUGUCGAAUAGAAUAAAAAUGUUUACCAGACUAGGUCUAAGUGUUUUAAACAAUAACAUUAAGAAACCAAUAAUUUCUAGUGGAACAAAAACCCUUUACACUGCAUCGGGAUUGGGUAUAGACGAAUAUAAAAUUACAAGAGAGCGUGUUCUCGUGAAGUAUGGUUCAGGCGCAGAUGGAUUUCGAAAAAAAAUGUCAGAUAUAGUAAAUAAUGAAAAUUCAAUGGUAUUUUCAGAAGAUUUGAAAAAUUUUGGCUACAUGAUUAAUAAUACACCGGAAGAACUAGCCGUACUUUCUAAUCUUAUUUUAAAAUAUAAUAGUCAAAACAGCGAUUUUCGUUUUGGAGUAAUCAGAUCAGGCCCAAUUAUUAUGCGAGCACUUCAUUAUUUGAAUCAGCCUGAUGUUGCUUUCGAACUAUUUAUGAAUCCUAACACAGACGCAUUUUUUAAUCAAAUAACCACGUUUAUUUUGUUAGAAGAUUUAUUAUAUGAAAAUAAAAAAUACAACCAAGUACGAGAGGUUUAUAAUAAAAUAAAACUUUUACUCAAUAACUCAGUUCAUCCAAAACUAGUAGCUAUAAUUAUAAUGUUAUCAUGCUAUAAAGAGAAUACACCAGAAAGUUUUGAAUAUGGCUUGAACAUAUAUAGAGAAAUAAUAAAUAAAGGAAAUACUCCUUUGAAAAAAAUAGUUAGUGCUAUUGGUGCUUUAUCUUUAAACCAAAAAGCUCCUCAUAUAACUCUUGAAAUUCUAUCUCAAUUUUCCAAUCAAAACUACAUCAGUGUUAAAAGCCUUCGACUCAUAGCUCUGGCUGAAUUAGGUAGAUUGGAAAACAUUUUUGUAGAAUUUAAAUUUAUUCUUCAACAUGAAGCAAAAAAUAAUCAACUGUAUAAAGAUGUGAUACCUAAAAUACAAGAAACAUUCAAAAAUGGAAAUCUUGAACCAAAUCCAGAAUUGCUGCAAUUAUUGGAAAAACUUCAAUUUGGAGGAUACAUUUCAGACCUGACGUUAGACGAACAUCUUACAAUGCCAAUUGAACUACAACCUAAAGAUAAAAAAAAGUCACGAUUAUUAAAAUCACAAUUAGCAGACUAUGAUGAUGAAUCGGACAAUUGGGGUCCAAAAUCAUAUAUCAAACAUAAUAAUUGAUAAAAAUUUGUUUGUAUUAAAUCAUAUAGUAUUGAAUGUUUACGGAAACACAUUUCAAAAUUUAUUCAAGUUUGAAUAAUACAAAUCAUUUUUACAUUCUUUAAAAUACAUAAUAAAAAAAUAUGUCGCUUUCUUCAUUCAAUUAAAUUGUUAACACGG